AUGACGUUGCAAACCCUUCAUGCUCACCAGUUAUAUGCUAAACUGGAAAAAUGUGAGUUUUGGCAGGAAGAAGUAAAAUUUUUGGGGCAUACAGUUUCAAAGAAUGGAGUUUCAGUUGAUCCAGCUAAGGUUGAAGCAGUUUUGCAAUGGAAACAGCUGAAGAAUGCAUCUGAGAUUCGGAGUUUCUUAGGUCUAGCAGGGUAUUACAGACGUUUUGUUAAAGGAAUUUCUCGAAAAGCUAAUGUGGUGGUGGAUGCUUUAAGUCAUCAGCCACAGGCCCAAGUGGCACAAUUGAUGAUGCAAGAGUGGAAAAUGGUAGAAGAUAUAGCUGAAUUUGAUUUUGAAAUGACUCUACAAUCCUCAGUUGUACAAUUAGAAAACUUAACUAUUCAGCCCUCUUUGAUAUCCCAAGUAAUAGAAGCCCAACAGUUUGAUCAAUGGGCGUUGUUUUGUAAAGAUGAGAUAAUAGGGAAAAGUCAACCGGGGUGGCAGAUAGGUUUGGAUGAUGGACUUCGGUUUCAGGGCAGAUUAUAUGUUCCAGAUAUUUCAGAAUUGAAGAAGGCCCUUAUGGAUGAGGCACAUCGCACUCAGUUUACUAUCCACCCAAGAUCUACGAAGAUGUAUAAGGACAUGAAAAGGCAAUUUUGGUGGACUGGAAUGAAACAUGAAGUUGCUAGGCAUGUGUCAGAGUGUGACAUUUGCAAACGAGUAAAGGCAGAGCACCAAAAGCCAGCAGGGGAAUUGGAACCUUUGGAGAUACCUGUAUGA
This is a messenger RNA of Magnolia sinica, 768 nucleotides long. RefSeq lists its product as uncharacterized. The record is from RefSeq and is a predicted model, not a curated record. NCBI's taxonomy places the organism in Eukaryota, Viridiplantae, Streptophyta, Magnoliopsida, Magnoliales, Magnoliaceae. The transcript is spliced from 2 exons. The coding region runs from base 1 to 768 and encodes 255 amino acids.